AUGGCAGCUUCAAUAGUUCAUAUUCCGUUGUCUCCAAUGACCUUGGAGAUCAACUCUGUUUCUUCGGAAUACGUUACUUGGGUGUAUCGAUGGCGAAAUGUCGAUCUAUCCGCCGAUUUCGAGACAUAUUCCCAAAACUUCGGUCAUCCAGAUGGUUGGGUCUGGCGCAUGCUGUUCCAGCAGAACGUGGAUGCCAACGGCAACCGUGUCUACGGGAUCUUCCUCUACGUUGUCAUGACCGACAAUGAGCUUCAAGAGCGAACAUGGACUCGUGACAUUAGAUAUCUCCAAUUUGUCAUCCUUAACUCGGAAGGCCGACAGCUUAAGGACAAAAGCACAGUUGCUGUCUACCGCGAGAACCAGCUAUCAUGGGGCUUCCCCGGACUACUCGACAACAGCAUUCUACUCCGGGACCCUGUGGUGAAUUCAAGACGCACGAUUGACAUUGUCUGUCGUCUACGGUACCAUCCUGACGGCGAGAAGAUGCGAAGGCCUCUCAGUCCUAGUAUGACUGGGUCCUUGCUCGGUGGUUCCAUGAUUGGCGCCAACCAUGCUGCUGCCCGUGCAGCAUCUACUCCAGCAAGUUACUGGGACCAGAAGGCUAGUGGUGUAGCUGUUGUAGAUCCGGUAGGAAAGAACCUUCGAACUUUGAUAAAUAACCGAAAGUUCUCGGACUUGGAAUUGGUAGUCGGACCCAACAAACAAAUCGUUCACGGGCACAAAGCGAUCCUUGCGACAAGAAGUGAAUGGUUUGAAGCUGCACUGAGGCCCGGAUUUAGGGAAUCGAGGGAAGGAAGAAUUACCUUGCCGGAUGAAGAUCCCAAGAUAUUUGAGGCUUUAUUGGAGUUUUUGUACACGGGGGAGUAUCCUCUCGCUUCGAUCGAGAACCACGGGAUUCCUGGUUCGCCCAUGAUCACGACAAAGAAGUCUAGUUCUCCGGAUGGUCUGCAUCUCUCUCCGCGCUCCCCUCCUAAUAUACCUCCUCGUGGAUUGGACGAUUCUGCCUCGACGGUCGGGAGCUCCUUUACUGAUGCUCAACCCCCGACAGAAGACUCCUAUGAAUACAUGAACACUUAUGACAAUGUCGACAUGAUGGACGAAGAUGAAGAACUCGACGAGCAGAAAUAUGCCCUAUUUCUUAUGGCUGACAAAUUCGGAAUUGCGCAGCUCAAGAGUCUUAUCCGAGUCCACCUCACGAAUGAGCUCCUCGACCUCUCCAGCAGCAGCCCUCCAGGAAGCAGGUUAUUACGAUUAAUCAGAUUCGCUUUUGAGGAGCUUCCCGAAAGCACAACCAGCAAAAAGAGGGAUAGUGGGAUGGGGUCGUCAGUUGGCAGCAACGGGAUGAUUGACAGGGAGCGAAGCCCUAGCGGUGGAUACACCCACGGAUAUGUCUACGGCGGCGGCUCCGGCAGCGGAUAUCCACCAAGCGACCUCACGGGAGUGGCGGGCUCUGUUGUCGAGAAGCGCGAGGGCGCAACCUCUGCCUUCGGACAUACAUCGGAGGUCGGCGAUGGCUUGGCAAUGAUUGAGCGUAGGAGCAACAGCAGACUCAGCAACGUCAGCAGUAUCACUGGUAGUGCAUACCGAGGCGGAAACAGCUACGCAAGAGAUAACGAAACCGCUAUCCUUAGGGAAAACAUCACUACAUAUGUGGCCAAGAUGUUCCAUGCGGUCAGAGUCUUGGACGGGUUCGAUGAGAUGUUGAGGGAAGGUGGUGAGAUGGGAGGUUUCGCACGGAAAGUCAUGGACAGCAUGUUUAGACCUUAG
Morchella importuna is the source of this 1767-nucleotide messenger RNA. RefSeq lists its product as uncharacterized. The record is from RefSeq and is a predicted model, not a curated record. The transcript is spliced from 3 exons. Bases 1 to 1767 code for a protein of 588 amino acids. Gene Ontology annotation, molecular function: protein binding. Lineage: Eukaryota; Fungi; Ascomycota; Pezizomycetes; Pezizales; Morchellaceae.